GCUAAGGCCGAGCAGUUAAAACUGCUUUCCGUAGCAGAAAUCGCUGAGUAGGCUAUCCGUGAAAUUGACGUCACAGAAGUGCAAUAACGAAGCGUUGAACAUGUAGCGUUCAACUUUAGCUACAAUGUUUCUCAACAAACGUAGCGACAAGCAUGCUCCCCUCAUCACUGUUCUUCUUCUUGUUGACUUUUGAGGUCCUGCCUGAGAGAAAAGGUGACCAGCUAAGUCAGGUAAGAAUUGCACAAGAUUUGGGACGUAAUUGAAAAAAUGGUUUCACGUUUAAAUGAAAUGCAUCUUUUUUUUAUAUUGACAGUUGUUGCUGGUGAAAAGAAAAAGGACAAAUAGGAAAUUUCACUCUGGAGAGGCAUGAAAUGGCUUCUCUCCCGACAAUGAAGAACAUUCCCAAUGUUGAACAUGCACUUAAAGCAUCCAAGAAACACAAAAAUAAGACAUUGAAAAAGAGAAAGAAGGAUAAGAGCAAAAAGCACGUGCCCGACUUCUUGUUGCAUGACAGCUGCCACAAGGCAAUGUGUACACAAAUGCAAGAGACCAAGAAAAGAAAAAAGUCAAAGAAGAAAAUCAAGGCCAAGGAGUACUCUCAGCGACCUGAAUUAAAGAAACAGCUCAGACUACCUGAAGAAAUGCCCCAAUCUCAGCCAUUCAUCUGCCUCUCCCCUGAUCAGGAGACGCCACAUUCCACCAAGGAGUGUAACAGAAGCGUGAAACGUAAAAAGAGAGUCAUUUUCAAACUGCCACCCGAGCAAAGCCAAGCCGCAAAGACAAAGGAAGAAUUUGGAAAGAAGCAGAUGAUUGGCGAAAGCGGCUCGGAACCCAUCGCGGCUGAAGAAGUUAACAGCCAAGACCUGUUUAUUACACAGAAAUCAUUCUUGGAUCCAUACGUGGAGAUCUCCAGCAGCUCAAGCUGCAGCGAGGCCACUAGCGCGAAGGCCCCAGAGAACCGCUCGUGUCGUUUAACCGCUGAUGUAACCACUCAAACCGAAAACUUCUUCACCUUCCCGGGACUCUCCACCUCUCUCAGGUUUCAGCAGCAGCAGAACACGUCCGAAAGCCCGGAAGAACCGGUAGACCUGAGCCUGCCAAACAGAACAAGACAAACGCACCGCCCGAAAUGGCCCAUGCUGAAGAUAUCAGACACGUCGAGUGAAGACAGCGAUACGGUGCCCAAAGCCAAAGGCGAUCUGCUCCAGCUGAAGGUCAUCCAGACCCGCUUGAACGAGUCUUUCUUUUUUAAGAUGAAAGGGGAAGAUUCGCCGAAGCCCGUGUGCCCUCUGAUGAAGCUCAAGGAAAGUGUUGAGAAAAGAACGAAGAAGUAA
Puntigrus tetrazona (Sumatra barb) is the source of this 1334-nucleotide messenger RNA. RefSeq lists its product as uncharacterized. The record is from RefSeq and is a predicted model, not a curated record. Lineage: Eukaryota; Metazoa; Chordata; Actinopteri; Cypriniformes; Cyprinidae. Bases 372 to 1334 code for a protein of 320 amino acids. The transcript has 2 exons.